Melampsora larici-populina 98AG31 is the source of this 1278-nucleotide messenger RNA. RefSeq lists its product as uncharacterized. Bases 1 to 1278 code for a protein of 425 amino acids. The transcript is spliced from 7 exons. NCBI's taxonomy places the organism in Eukaryota, Fungi, Basidiomycota, Pucciniomycetes, Pucciniales, Melampsoraceae. The record is from RefSeq and is a predicted model, not a curated record.
AUGAGAAUAGUCCAUUGCUACAUUCUGAUACUGUUGCUUGCUCAAUCAACCUUUUGUUCUUGGCUCAAAUCAGACUCUGUCUGUACAACCAGGAUUUCAUCUAGCAAUUGGGAGGUUUUCACCCCACAGAGAAGCACUUCACCUCAACUAAAAGAAUCACAACAUGAAGCUAUCAUUGCAUUUUGGAGACAAGUGCUCUUUCACUACCAUACAAGACGUGGGGACAAAAGUGCAGGCUGCAAGCUUAUUCAUCAAAUUCUUACGCUGAAGGAGAUACCUUUUGAUGUAUUACAAGUGCUGCAUCCCUGGUUACUGAGGAUGUAUGAUUUAGCCACUCAUAGCUGGCAAUUUGACUCAGAUCAAACAAGGCAUGGUAUCUUGGCAGCCAUUAAAAUUUCUGGUGGCAAAUACAUAGAGCACAUCAGGAAUCUUGGUGAUGGAGAACCCCUGAUGAAUUUUGUGAACAUGCAAAGAAACCUGGAAAGAUAUGGAAUGGUUUUGUCUGGUGAUUGGUCUUCACAAAACCAAAGAGAACUUUAUGAAUUCUGGAUUUCUGAAUACCCCAAUGAAGACAGGAUGGGACUUUAUUAUAAGGUAAAACACAAGCCACACCUACAACUUGUUUUGGAGACACAGGUUGUGCAGACACGAUUGAUUGAGCAUGUCAAGCACAUUGAUAAAUAUGCUCAUCUAGUGGGACGCCUAGUAUUGGCCCAGUUUAGGGACAUUUCUGAAUUUAUCAAAACACAAGAGCACAUUCAUCCCUAUGGAUUGGAAAUUCAACACAGAACAGAGAUAAAUCAAAUGAAGGUUAUACAAUUCUGGUCAACUUAUGUGGAUAUAUUCCUACUUAUGCACAAUAUUGAGGACACCAAAGCUCUGCAGACAGUCAUAGAAGAUUUUGUAGUAGAGGACUUUGAUGAGGUUUGCAUCAUUAUGAGAAAUUUCAUCAAUACAGUUCCUACCUGUACUGCAGCUAGUCCUGCCCUGGCUCAAUUCCUCAAGUUUUAUUCAGAGGCCACGCAAUAUAGUGUGAAUAUGGAAGUUGCUCAGGAGGCUCUAGAUCUGUUUGUGAAAGAAUCAGCUGUUCAGAAAGCUCAAGCUCAUUUGGUGAACAAUGAAGUUGCUGCAGAUGCGGAAGAUCAUUCUUGGAAGAAUGAAGUUCCUGAGGAAGCUCAAGAUCAGUGCACAAACAAGGAAGUUGCUGAAGAAGCUCACAAUCAGUGCGUGAACAAGGAAUUUGCUGAAGAGGGUCAAGAGCAAUUUGCAAAGAAGUAA